AUGGACCGCAGAGCCAGGUGCUUCUGUAAGAAAGGGGUUUAUGUGGAGAAGCCAACAGCACCCGCUGUGAUGAGAUGGGGCCUGAUUAGGGAGGCUCAUUGGAUGAAAAUAGCACGUGACCUCCCGAAGCCCCAUAGCUCAGGGCCUCAGGUUCCCUCCCAUCCCCAGGCCGAUACGGACUACAUUUUCAAUGCACAUCUCGUUCCCGUUCGUGUCAUGCUGGCCCCAAGCUUGAACGCGCUGAACAAGCCCAAGACUUUAGCCUCCUCCAUAACUGUCAAGAAGAACGGUCUCAAAAGAAGAAGAAGAACACGAACGGCAAUAAACGCGCCUCUCACGAGCCAGCUGAAGGAGAAGUCAGUGAAGGAGUGCCGGCCGAAGUCGAACGCAGGGAUGGACCUCUCCAAGCGGAUCACCUCCAAAACGUACGCAAUGGAGGCAGACUCGAAGGCCCAGCUCCAGGACCGAUAA
Molecule: messenger RNA, 471 nt
Organism: Clonostachys rhizophaga
Lineage: Eukaryota; Fungi; Ascomycota; Sordariomycetes; Hypocreales; Bionectriaceae
Source: the annotation of a GenBank genome assembly